GAGCAAACUAAUAAAGUUUAGGCUUGCCGUAUUUGUAUAUAAGUGUGCUAAAUUGCGAGACACAUCACAGUCGGCACACAUUCCUCACAGAAACACACACCCAUCCCCAGCAAAAAUGAAAUCCGAGCAAGGUCAGCUGAAGAAUGUCGGCUCUGAAAACGAAGCCAUCGAGGUCCGAGGCCAGUUCUCCUACACCGGCCCCGACGGCGUCGUCUACACCGUCAACUACGUCGCCAACGAGAACGGCUUCCAGGCCCAAGGAGCCCAUCUGCCCCAAACACAUCACAGUCGGCACACAUUCCUCACAGAAACACACAUCCACCCAUCCACAGCAAAAAUGAAAUCCUUCAUUGUCUUCGCUUGUAUGUUCGUCGCCGCCCUCGCCGGCCCCGUCAGCCAAGGCUCCGACGCCGACGCGCAGGUCCUCCGCUACGAUAGCGACAACAUUGGCGUUGAUGGAUACAAAUAUGUUUUUAAUGAGAUCAAAACCAUUUUUCAUUUUCGCAACAGCGUGGAAACCUCCAACGGUAUCUCCGCCCAGGAGCAAGGCCAGCUGAAGAACGUCGGCUCUGAGAACGAAGCUAUUGAGGUCCGAGGCCAGUUCUCCUACACCGGCCCAGACGGCGUCGUCUACACCGUCAACUACGUCGCCGACGAAAACGGCUUCCAGCCCCAGGGCGCUCACCUCCCCGUCGCUCCCUAA
Messenger RNA from Chilo suppressalis (striped riceborer), 703 nucleotides. Lineage: Eukaryota; Metazoa; Arthropoda; Insecta; Lepidoptera; Crambidae. The record is from the annotation of a GenBank genome assembly.